CCAGACUUAACACAAGAAAAAUUCAUUCCAGACCCAUUUAGUGGGGAAGCUGGGGCGAGGCUCUACAAAACGGGGGACCUGGGUCGUUGGAGGGCGGACGGGGUAGUGGAAUACCUGGGGAGGAACGACUUCCAAGUCAAAAUCAGGGGCUUUCGGAUAGAGCUUGGGGAAAUAGAGGCGCAGCUACAAAAAAAUGCGUGGGUCAAAGAAGCGGUAGUCUUGGCGCGGGAUCGUGCUGGGGCGGGGGCUGGAGUGGGGGCUGGGGGAGACAAACAACUGGUGGCCUACCUAGUCCUGCAAGAAGGGCAGCAGCUGGAUGCGGCGGCGCUCAGGCAGGAGCUGGGUCGGGAGUUGCCGGAAUACAUGGUACCUGCGGCGUACGUACAAUUGGAAGCGUUGCCGAUAACGGCCAAUGGCAAGCUGGACCGCAAAGCCUUACCGGAUCCGGAUCAUGGGGCGUAUGCGCGUGUGCAAUAUGAACAGCCGCAGGGUCAUGAGGAAGAAACCUUAGCGGGGAUAUGGGAGGAGCUGCUCAAAGUUGAAAAAGUUGGUCGUAACGACAACUUCUUUGAAUUGGGGGGUCACUCCUUACUGGCGGUACAAAUGAUCUCGCAAAUCAGGCUCAGAUUGGGCAAAGAGCUCAUGCUGGGUCAACUCUUUGGGCAGCCGGUGCUCAAAAACCUGGCGCAAGAACUCAUGCAUGCGCAGCGAAGUGGUCUUGGGGCAAUUGGCAAAGCGGACAGAGGAGAAGACUUGCCGCUAUCAUUUGCGCAACAAAGACUCUGGUUCAUAGCGCAAAUAGACCCGCAGGCCAGUCUUGCGUACCACAUGCCAAGUGGUCUCAAACUCAAGGGCCAACUCAACUUGGAAAUACUGCAGGGGGCGUUGGACGGAAUCGUCCAAAGACACGAAACGCUCAGAACCUGCUUUCCUGUAAAAAAUGGUCAUGCGGUCCAGGACAUCAGACAAGAGGGGCGCUUUCAGCUGGAAUACCUUGAUGCGCAAGGGCUGGAUGACCAGGGGAUAAAAACCUUAUCGGACCAAGAGGCGCAGCGGCCCUUUGACCUAGAAAAAGGGCCGCUCAUCAGGGGCAAACUACUCAAAUGUGGGGAGGGGGAGCACAUUCUCUUGGUCACCAUGCACCACAUCAUCUCGGACGGGUGGUCGGUUGGUGUACUCACGCGGGAACUCACGGAGCUCUAUGAGGCUUUUGCGCAAGGCCGAGGUGAUCCUCUGCAGCCGCUACCGAUCCAAUAUGCGGACUAUGCGCUCUGGCAGCGUCAAUGGUUGCAGGGGGAGAGCUUACAAAAACAACUGGACUACUGGGUCACGCACCUCAAAGGCGCGCCCGAGCUCAUCAGCUUGCCGCUGGAUCGGGCGCGAGGGGAGGCGCAAAACUAUGCGGGGCAAAGCGUCGGAUUCAAAGUGGACAAAGCGCUCACGCAUGGACUCAAAACACUCAGUGGCAGCCAGGGGGUAACGCUCUACAUGACGGUCUUGGCGGCGUGGUCGGCGUUACUAUCGCGCUUGGCGGGUCAAGAAGAAAUAGUCUUGGGCACGCCGACGGCGAACCGUGGUCGAGCGGAAAUUGAGGGGCUCAUAGGCUUCUUUGUAAACACGCAGGCCUUACGGAUCAGUGUGGAUGGGGAUCCGAGUGUAGAGGGGCUCUUGGAGCAAACCAAACGGGUGGCGUUGGGUGCGCAACAAAACGCGGACAUUCCAUUUGAACAAAUAGUAGAGGCGCUCAACCCUGUGAGGUCGAUGGCGCACAGUCCGAUAUUUCAGAUCAUGUUUGCGUGGCAAAACGCGCCGCAGCAAAAACUCAAACUGGGGGAUCUGGAAUUAGAAGAACUAAACAUAGGGGCGCAAACGGCGCAAUUUGACCUCUCGCUAUCGCUGCAGGAGGAAGGUGGAGAAAUAACUGGUGCGCUAAACUACGCGAGCAGUCUCUACGAUGAAAGCAGCAUAGAGCGUUACCUGGGAUACUUUCAUGCCUUACUGCGAGGCAUGGUAGAAGAGCCGAAACGCAACAUAGGGGCGAUAGAAAUAUUGGGGUUGCAAGAAAAGCGGCUCUUACUUAAAAGCUUCAACGACACGCGCCGGGACUAUGACCAAAACGCGCUCAUACAUGAACUCAUAGAAAAACAUGCGCAACAAAGGCCGGAUGCGCAGGCCUUGCAAUAUGGUCAAGAAAGCCUAAGCUAUGGUCAGCUCAACGCGAGGGCGAACCAACUGGCCAGGCACUUACUAGACCUUGGAGUCAAAGUGGAGGCGAGGGUAGGUCUAUGCCUGAAUCGCAGCUUAGAAAUGAUCAUUGCCCUACUUGGGGUCUUAAAGGCGGGAGGGGCGUAUGUACCGUUGGAUCCGAACUAUCCGGAGGACAGACUGGAAUACAUGUUGGAGGACAGUGCACCGGUAGUGGUAAUCACGCAGCAGGAAGUUGCAGAGCGUUUGGGUGGUAGUUUGCGUGCGGCGGCUGGAGCGCAACUGCUGCUCAUAGACGAAAAGGCGUGGGAUCAAACGCGGUGGGCAGGGCACUCGGAGGCGAACAUAGGGGCCAAGGAAAUAGGCUUGGGGCCGAAUAACCUGGCCUACAUCAUCUACACCUCGGGCUCGACGGGCAAACCAAAGGGAGCAAUGCUUGAGCAUCGCAACCUGAGCAACUUUGCACAAGCGCAGGCGCACUUCUACAACAUCAAUGCCGAAAGUCGAGUGCUCCAAGCGGCAUCGCUUAGCUUUGAUGCAUCGGUAUGGGACAUCAUGCAACCCCUGGCGCAUGGGGGUUGCCUAUGCAUACCUAUAGAACAAAAACUCAUAGGUGAUGAGCUUGCUGUACAAGUCAAAGACAUGCGUAUAUCACAUGCACUUCUUACACCUGCG
Molecule: messenger RNA, 2880 nt
Organism: Darwinula stevensoni
Lineage: Eukaryota; Metazoa; Arthropoda; Ostracoda; Podocopida; Darwinulidae
Source: the annotation of a GenBank genome assembly